Messenger RNA from Cadophora gregata, 822 nucleotides. RefSeq lists its product as uncharacterized. The transcript has 3 exons. The coding region runs from base 1 to 822 and encodes 273 amino acids. Lineage: Eukaryota; Fungi; Ascomycota; Leotiomycetes; Helotiales; Ploettnerulaceae. The record is from RefSeq and is a predicted model, not a curated record.
AUGCCCGAAAUUUUUCCAGGCAGGCCGAAAGCUACAUUUGACGUCUGCCUGUCCAAAGCCAAAUUCAAAGAGCACGACAUCCUGAAUCCUUUCCCCGAUCAAGAUCUGGAGUCUUUUGAUUCGGUCCACGCCAAUUUCUUGGGUCCAGUUCUGGUCUCUGGUCAAUGGGACGUUGCUUUCGACAACAUGGUGAAGCUUGCAAAACCAGGAGGAUGGAUACAGUGGAUCGAUGUGAACUUGUCCAGUCGAGAGAAUAGGGGCCGGAUUUAUGUUUCAAAGCCAGGAUCCAGCAAAGCAUCCUACUUGGAGAUGAUGGAAGGCAUCGCAGAACUUGAUAAAUACUACGAAGACGAAACCAGUGGUGGAAAAGGAUUGAAUGAAAUCGCACUCGCACAUCCUGAGGUGAAAUACGUUCAUGAGGAUGUUUUCAAUACUGCCCAGUUGAAUGACGUGAGAGUCAAAAUUGACGAACUCUCUGUCCUUGCAUGGAAACGGUUAUUGGAGCACUUGACGAUUCUUCCCAUUCCUGGUAAUCGAUGGACUCCAGCGAGAGUCGAACGCAUCGUGGAAGAGAUGGCAAAAGAGGUUGAAGAUGGAGUUUAUAUACCUCUGGAAGUCUAUGUUGUGGUUGCGCAGAAGCAUGAUCGUCGCAGGUUGCGGAGCCUCAGGAGCGAGCGGCGGUUGCUCGACGCUGAGCAAGGUUAUCGUCUUGCGGAAAGACAGUUUAUCGCAGCCCAGGUAGAUUUGGCGGAGGCGCAAAGAGCCGUAGAAUCAUCGGCAGCGGAGCUCCCUACUCGGACAAACGCCCAUGUGAGAAGAUAA